Messenger RNA from Rhipicephalus microplus (southern cattle tick), 3529 nucleotides. RefSeq lists its product as uncharacterized. NCBI's taxonomy places the organism in Eukaryota, Metazoa, Arthropoda, Arachnida, Ixodida, Ixodidae. The record is from RefSeq and is a predicted model, not a curated record. Gene Ontology annotation, biological process: proteolysis. Gene Ontology annotation, molecular function: serine-type endopeptidase activity.
GCACACACAGGCGCGCCGGCCGGGACGGCACCACCGCCGGAGGCGGUGUAUCCUCGCGGCAAGAAAAGCAGCCCUGCCAGCUAGCCCACCGAGCCAGUCGCUUCCUCAGCCCGCGACGGUGUAGACGUCGCGGACGCGCACUCGUCGUCCGGUCCUAAUAACUGCUGGCGAGCCACGACAAUCAGCGCCCAUCGCGAACCAUGGUAACAACACCGGGGAGCGGCAAGUCGACGACGACCGUGGUAGGCCCUGCCACUGUCCUCGCACUGCUCUUCAUUGCAGGAUACACCGGCUGUGUCGCGUCCGGCCCAGGUGAGGUGGUGUUCGAAACCGACGAAGGCAGCAAGUGUGCGCCGACCGAGCCGUACUGCGUGACUGUGGACAACUGCCCCAAGGCACAGAGGGACAUCCGCCGUGGUCAGCAUCCCACGAUCUGUGACUGGCGUGGAACCGUUUCGCUGGUCUGCUGCACGGAGCCGACUUCGCUGCCUCCGGUCACUCCAGAACCUCAGUCUCCCGUGGAACCUCCCGUGGUUCCGCCCGUAGGACCUCCUGUAGAGCCUCCUGUACAGCCUCCUGUUGAGCCACCUGUACAACCUCCCGUUGAGCCUCCCAUUGUGCCACCUGUGCAACCUCCUAUCGAGCCUCCCGUAGAGCCUCCUGUGGAACCUCCUGUGGCUCCACCCGUUAACACACCUCUGCCAGAGCCGAAUCCUCCGACACCGUUGCCAGGGCUAUCUUCUGUGGACGGCACUGGCUUGCCCGAUACCCCACCUGGUGGAACUUCGGGUGGCCGCGACACCUCUGGGGGUGACGACUGCGACUGCGAAGAAGAGAAAAGGCCGCUGCCAGUCAGGAGUUGUGGAUUGCGGCCUGAGGCGACCGAGUCAAGGGUGCGACCAGCGCGGCUACUCUUCGGUGAGCCCGUCUACUCUCUGGACGCCCGCAGGGUUCGAAGACCUGGACUGAGCAAGCGGCGGCCGCUCAACGCGCUGUCGCUGCUCCCGCGCCAGCAGCUCAACCGCCAGCCGCAACAUCAGCAGCAACAGCAUCAGCAGCAGCAGGCGCUGUCGUCUACGCCCGAGAACAUUUGGCCAUGGAUGGCUUCUGUGGUGGACCAAGUGAACCCCGCGAGACGGUGUGCCGGCGUGUUGCUCGACCAGCAGCAUGUACUGACAGCUGCUCAAUGCUUUGGACCUGAAAAUGGGAGCAACAGCGCCGUGAUGCUGAACAUUCCGAACGCGCCGAUCACACUCCGACGAGUGGUGAGUGCCGAGGCGCACCCGCACUUCCGUGUCCCGGACGGCUACCACGACCUGUCCGUGGUGCGGUUCGAACCUGCACUCGGUCCAGGACAACUAGUGCCUAUCUGUCUGCCCAAGGUACUUAACGCCAGGAGGGAGCUUAACGGCAGCAUUCUCGACGCCGUCAGCUGGUCCAACCGACAGAGGGACUUCCACCCAGGCUCGAUGGGCGAGAAGCGCUAUCAGGUGAUCAGCGUGUCCAGCUGCAACAACACUUACGCCGGCGUCGAUCUGUCCCCGUACCCGGCAGGCAUCAGCCAGGAAGAUUUCAUCUGCACCCAGCUGACCACAAACGUUGGCGACGAGUGCGUGGGCAUCCCUGGCAGUCCGCUGAUGGUGCAGGAUGGAAAACACUGGACCGUAAUAGGGAUGUACAGCUUCGGUGUGUCCUGCAGCGGCACGGCGCAGUACCCGACCGUGUUCACGCGUGUGUCUCCGUACGUCACCUGGAUCUACGAGAAGAUUGGACUGCGCUAAUGAACGUGGCAAGGAAACGGACACGUUGGCUUACUGUGUCGAGUGGGAGUCACGCCGUUACUCUUCCGACCAGUCAGGCGCCGGUUGGCAACUAUACACCUCCUGCUAACGCUCGCGUCACGCGCUGGCAAGUUCGGAUAGUCGUAUUGAGAUGGGUUAUGAUUUCCUAGAGCAAUGAGCGUCAGAGAGCUCGCGACAGCGCCUGGAGGAAGCUAUGAGUUGGCGUAAGCAACUACGCGGCAUCUGUCUAUGUUUAAUCACACCGCCAUUGAAACUAGCCUCCAGCAUUCACUACAAGCGCUGUUGACUUUUCGUCGUGAUGAGGGCGAAAUGCAAAGACACUCCUUUCUGGGUGUCACGGGUGUCAGAAUGAAUCUGGUGUCCUCCCCUACCGAGUGCAUUAUGGUUAUGUCGUGGUUCAGCCUCGCGAAACCCCACAGUUUAUAUUUCUACUUAAUUAUUAUCUAUGGAAGGGACCUCAAACUCUCUUUAUAUAGUGGGCGGCAGUCACAAAAAUUAGUACCACAAGAGUCGUUACAGUGAAGACAGUAAUGACGGGUGAGGGUGGUGGCGUGUGCAGAUAUUGAACAGAAUGUCACCUAACGUCGCCAUUUCAAAGAACGCCUUCUCCUUGUUCACAUGGACACUUUGACAAGGGUAUGUAACGUGAGGUAUCAAAAGACAUGCAACUAUUGAUUUCCACAUUUACACAAAAUCUGGAUGUCAACUCUAAAAUGACGGUGACGUCACCGUGGAACUAAGUCAACUCCAUAUGGUCACUAAGUGAACUCAUAGUAACCGCACAAAGUGCCCCACGCAAAAAAAAAAAAAGUUUGACAUCAGCCCCAUCUCUGCAGCUUACCCGAACAAAGCGUUAUUGAUUGCAAUAGGCGAGACAGUAACCGAAUUGUCAUUUAGUGAAAUAUUAAAAUAUUACGUCCUGUAAAAACGCGGGCCGCUAGCGAAACCUCCGCUGGCCACCUGUUUGAAAUCCAACCUGAUUUCCCUGUAAGUCAUAAUUCCUAUAUGUAGAGAACUCUGCAGGGAUUAAGAAAGAAGUGGACCAUGGCAUGCUCGAAUUUCAUGAAGAGGCACUUGAACGCGCAUGGGCACCUAGGGUAUACGGACUUACGAUUGGACGCAGGCUCGUCCACGCACGUCUAUCAGCGCUUAUGUCUGUACAGCAUUGCAUUAGCCGAUAAGAAAAGCCUGAAAUUAUUUACACAAUAUUCCUACGUACAAUUUUUCAUGCAGCCGUCGAACCUGGCCCAUUAAUACUACCCAAUCUUCACUACUUAACAGCUAUUUUAACAAACCUCAAGGAAAUGCAAGUAUGCUUUAGAGUUCGUGUUCCAACGUUCAGGAAUACUUACCGGCCAAUUGUUGAGGUGUUAAUGCUUCAAAUCCCACAAUCGACUAUUUCUGGGCUUCCAGCGUGUGACCAAAAAGAGGCGCUCUAGAGACCUGCGCAGGCCUUUUUCAAGAGGUGUGUCCCGUGCACCAAUUUGGUACCGUGGCCUCAUACUGCACCGUCGUCUUCGCGUUUGGCUGAACCGCUGGUCCCUUCGGCGUGACUCAUUAAGGCCCGUGAUUCUGUGAGCAGCCAGUGUGAGACUGAAACUGAUGGAAGAUGGAGUGACUGCUGCUAUUGGUACUGUUGAUGGUUGGUGAUGCAAGUGAACGUUUGGUGCUGCUGGCAGUUUAUUUAUAUUUCUUUCGUGUAAAUAAAAACAAGACCUGUGUUGUCA